Chenopodium quinoa (quinoa) is the source of this 825-nucleotide messenger RNA. RefSeq names its product double-stranded RNA-binding protein 4-like. Lineage: Eukaryota; Viridiplantae; Streptophyta; Magnoliopsida; Caryophyllales; Amaranthaceae. Bases 1 to 825 code for a protein of 274 amino acids. The record is from RefSeq and is a predicted model, not a curated record. The transcript is spliced from 5 exons.
AUGUCUUCAACAAGUAAACAUGAGCCCCCCAUUUUCAAGAAUAAGCUGCAAGAAUACACUCAAAAACGAGCUUUGCCAUUCCCAUCAUAUCGAACAGCCAACGAGGGAUUUCAGCACGCACCAAUGUUCAGGUCCACUGUGUUUGUUGAAGGAGUGGAGUAUACAUCUAAGCUGACAUUUCGCCGUCUCAAAGAAGCUGAACAAGAUGCAGCAAAACUUGCUUAUGAGUGUAUUGUAUGCAAUGAACAGCAGCUUGAUGCCAAACCCCUGCUUCAUGAGGAUCCAAAAUGUAGCAAGUCAAUGCUGUAUGAAUAUGCAUGCAAACAACAUUUAGAUAUGCCUGCGUACAAGACUCGGUCUUCGGAAGGAGAAGGACAGCUACCUAUUUAUGUCUCCACGGUGACAGUGGCUGGUAAUAACUUCACUGGCAAAGGAGGAAAAAGCAAGAAAGACUCAGAACAGCUUGCUGCACAAGCUGCACUGCAGUGGCUUCAAGGUACUAAUUCUGGAGCUAUUCUCAAUCAAAUGGCGAGCUUAAAGCGAAAACACUAUAGUGCACUUAAAACAGUCAAGUUUGCAGGUAGUAACCUAAAGAAGCCAAGGAACAUAAAUGUCAAAGGUAAGAUCAAUCAACAGCUUGUUUCUUCAAAAGCUUUAAGUACUUCAAAAAUGCAAAAAACUCCCAAAUGCAAUUCUUCUGGAUUAUGUGCAGGUUCUGGGGCUUCUCAGAAUCGAAAAGUGCACUUAACAUCAGCUCCUCACUAUUCUACUGCUGUAACACAGCAACGCAGCUGCUUUAAACAGCGCUCAGCAGGGCAUUGCUGA